Molecule: messenger RNA, 771 nt
Organism: Rotaria socialis
Lineage: Eukaryota; Metazoa; Rotifera; Eurotatoria; Philodinida; Philodinidae
Source: the annotation of a GenBank genome assembly
AUGAAAGUGGAUACCCUAGGGGUAAUACACCGAAUGUUUAUAAAUUUCAUCUCGAACUUUAUAAAUUCGAAUUCUUCUACUCGUAACAAUAUAAAUAUUUUUCGUUUUGAUAAUAAUCAUAAUGAACGAAAUUAUUCAAAAGAAUAUGUUCCCAAUAUAACUGAAGAUUGGGAUAAUGAAAUUGAUGGAAAUAGAAUAAACAAUACAAAACAAUGGUUAAAUAUUUUUCGAAAUUUUUCUAGAUCACAAUCUAAUUCUUCUCAUUCUUUUCAAUAUUCAACAUGUUCAUUAAAUAAUUCUAAUUUUGGUAAUGAAAGUAAUUCAAGAAAAAGAAUAUCACGUGAUUGUUUAAUUGAUCAUAAUAUUCGUGAAGGUGGUAUAACAAUAAAAGAAAUUCAAAGAGAAAAUAAUGUUCAACUAAAACUUUCUCCUGAUGGUCAAAAUACAUCACGAGAUUCAAAUGGGUUUUUCUCGUCGAAAAAUCCAAAUAAUGACAAUCAUACUUAUUUUAAUGGUGGAAAAUUUGCAGGUUUGUCAAAUAAUCGGCAGACAAAUGAAUAUUCAUCAACUUCUCAUUCGAAAUCUGGAAAGUCAUCUAAUUGUCAUUUUUUUACAGCUGGUGCUAAAGAUGAUGAUGAUUAUAAUGCAUUUUUUGGUUCCGAUGAAGAAACAGCAAGAACAACUAAUCAUAAUCUUGCACAGGAUAAAAAUACAUUAGCUUUUAUUUUUUUUUCUUCAACUUCUUCAUCAUGGAAUACAAAUAAUAUUUGA